This is a messenger RNA of Mesocestoides corti, 5043 nucleotides long. NCBI's taxonomy places the organism in Eukaryota, Metazoa, Platyhelminthes, Cestoda, Cyclophyllidea, Mesocestoididae. The record is from the annotation of a GenBank genome assembly.
AUGGACUCAAAAACAAACGACGCGCAGCUGUUCCUGUCGAGUGUUUCGGGAGUACCUAACCGCCAAACAGGACCUCUUUUUGCCAGUCGUCAUGCAACUCAUCCGCAGAUUCCUGUGUCACUUCCAGCUAAUUUUGCCGUUGUUGGAGAUAACUUCAGUAACUGCACUGUCCGGCCGACUAUUUCGUCGUGUAAAAGGAAGCCGAGUGCCUCACCGCCUGCUCCAAAUGAUCGUUCUGUCGAGUCAUUUUCUAAUGGCAGCCCAGCUGCGCCUGAGUGUCGUUCCACAGCUUUCAAAAGCUGUGUCCAGGCCCCUUCACCGGUCAAACGCCCAUGCCAAAAUAGCGUUGGUCCGGUUGAGGCACGUGCAAUUGCAGCACCGAUUCAACAUCCUGCUCCACCUUUUCCAAGUGAUUUGACAAACCAAGUUGCACCAGUGACUGUAGUAAAUAAUGUCUUGUCUACACAACCUUGUGAAGAUGCUUCCUCUAACAUAGGAGUAGAAUCUGUUAUCUCGAACACUCCCUCAUCGACGGAUCAUGAUCGCUCAACUUCGGGUAAACUUGAGCAAGUUAUAGAUCACGUGCUCGAAUUGGCGCGAAGUGAUGAGCCACACGAGGACGUUUUUGUUUUGCCUGUUCGAACCCGGGAGUUUAUUCCAAUGCCGUCACCUCUAAAUCAAGGUAGUACACCUAGUUCCAGUCUUAACACUUCGCCCCCUGUAUCACCGUCUAGUUCCCCUCGGCUUAUAUCUCCCGCUUUUUCCAACUCCGCUCUUCCCCCGAACUCAAUGGUAAUCUCAACCCACUCUUUUCCCAGAUGCGCACCAAUCGAUCAGUUCCAGGGUGGCCUCCAAUUGCAUCAACGUCCUGCACCUUCUGGGAAUGGGUCAACCCCGGGUGCUAUGAUUAGCGAUUUGCAGCGCGAAAGGUUUCGUUUGCAACCUGUGCGUGAACCUACCACUCAAGUACCAGGACCGUUACCACCGUCGACUGUUGCGAUGCUAAUGAAAACGACCCCAACUGCAGAUUCAGUUGAUACGUCUUUCAUGCAGUCCAAAGGGAUAACUCAAGGUGGAUAUUUCGAUCCUUCAAGUACGGCUGUUCAACCGCAUGGGUACGGUCCUCGUCAAAUUGUGUCCAAAGUGUCUAUGGCUGUUGCCGAUACGAAGAUCACUGCAAACAUUGUACCGGUUCAGUCGGACAUCCAGAAGCAGUCUCUUCAACAGAUACACCAACAAAAUCAGCAACAUCUUCAACCCAGGGUGUUUGCAUACAUCCCUCAACGCCAAAUUUAUGAUUCCACAGGUCCUGUUUUUACUGUCCCUACGACUGUUCAACCUAGGCCGAACAUAUCAACUAAUCCGCUUGCUGUGAAGAAAGAAUCUACACUAGAGUUCGUGAAUCAAGCUAGCUAUUCACCGCAUACGCCUACUGUACCCAAUGGCGUUACCCAAGUGGCUUCCGCUGUAAAGCAGGUAGGUGUAGCCGCGCCUCACGCAAUGCAGUAUGCGGACAUGUCGAAGUCCGCUAUUGGGCCUGUUGCUGGAAGGAAGCGUUCCUCUACCUCUUCCAAAAGAAAAAAGUCUAAUUCGGGACAUCAGCCCAUCACUCAAGGUACUAAGGUCACAGUUUCCGUCGGACAGAUGGCGGCAGCCCGGAAUCCGCUCGUAGCUCCUUCGAAUAUGGAAUUUACGCAAUUACAGCCUCCACCGAGACAAACUGCUGCUGUUCAAGAGAUAUUGAACAAGUUAAUGUAUUUUGACUCGAAGAAAUUCCUGUCAGAUCCGGUGAUGGAGGCAUUUUCUUGCGCCCUACCUCCUCUAGCUGGUCCCACGUGUACAGUAAAUGCGACUUCAACAAAUGAUGAAUCCUGGCUGAAGAAUUGCGGCGCUAAGUACAAACGUUGCGGCCUUGCUCUGAAGACCGUCCCGCCCACCACCGGUUCCGAAUCUGCGGCCGAGCUGGGUGACCUUUAUUUGCAUCAGCGGUUGCUCCAGCCUUUGUCGCGUCCAACUAUGCAGGGUGUUGGCUAUGUGAGCAAAAUCCCAGAUGUCCCGUCUCGUGUUUGUGUGUCGCCUAAGCCCGUAACUUUUGAAAAUCGAAUGCAGUCUUUUUUUACGAGUAUAAGGCAAUCAGACUCUCCUCAUGCAUCAACCCCACUGACUAUGCCGUCGGAUGCUGCUUCCAGUGUUGCUGCCGCCGCUUCUGACUCACGGUGUUCAAUACUGCAGAUGCUGAAGACGCCAUGCCCCCCUCUUGAGGGUCCUGCCGAAAGAAAAACGCCUCCCCUUCCGCUCUGCCAUAUCCCAAACACGUGUUUGCUGAGAGCUCCUUCAUCUCAAAAGAAUCCUGUUGCUGAGACUAAUUCGAGCGCUUUCAUCGACUGUGAGACUGGGGAAGUUGUCGCUUCUCGCCGUGAACCAGUAGUACCUUCGUUCAUAAAUAAAUCCAAAUUCGAGGACGGAAAGGCCCGUGUUAUUUUCACAAUCAAUCCAGCUCAGUUUGAGGAUGUACCAAGGCUCUUGCAGUAUAUAUGUAGCCGGCUUGGAAUCAAUCCCAGCUGUGUCACUUACGCUAUGACAAACGGGGAGGGUGAAAUCACUUUCCAGUCCAAUGGUUCUACUCACUUCGAAGACAAUUUGCGUGAGUUUGAAGCCCACUUAAGGCAAUACUUUCCGACUCUGUUGGUCCGAAUGGGUUCAGCGGCUGCUCAUGAAAAAGUCGAGGAUACUGGAGAAAUUUCGAGCCAAAUGAAAUUGUUUGCUGAGUUACAAAAGGAGAAAUCAGAGGACCCCUCCCUCCAGAUGUUUGCUACCGUUAAGCACAAAGAAGAACCGAUUAGUGUGGCUUCAAUUUUGUCCUCAAAGAGACCAAGUGGAGAAUACUGUCGCGUGUGUAAUUCUGUUGUCCCACAAGGCAAGGGGCUGAGACGGAAGCUUGAUGAGAUAGCUGGCGCCGGUUGCGCCUCUUGGACAAUUGACCAUGGCUACCAUUGUUCUGACGUCCUCGCAUUUUGUAGUGAUGGGUGUUUGGACAAAUUUGGCGCCUUUCUCUCUUCAUGCACACCUCCGCACUGUAACGCGCAAGCUAACAACAAUGCAUCGGAUCAGGCCCCCUCCGUGGCUGAGUCGCGUCAUCACCCUCACCAACUCGUCUUCGGUGGCAUUCCGGGCACGAUUCCUGUCCUCCUACAGCAUUUGCCCCACAAGAGCCUCAAACUGCAGACCCUCGGUCGCCGCAAUUCGGCUCUCGCCGUUGGAAAACGAAAAGUGUCACCUAAGCAGAAGAGGUGGCGCGAUGUGCGUUGGCGUGUCUACAGGUCCGACUUGUAUCACACGCGAAAGUUUGCCACUGUUCCCCUAACCCCGGCUGAAAACGAAACGAACGCUGAGCUACACCGCACAACCAUCCGCGACUUGGAUGUCGCAGAUUUACGGUCGUGCAUCUUGUGUGGUUCCAAGGGCGAUGCUAGUGUGUCAUCGGCGGAACGUCUCCUGUGCCUUGGGAUUGAUCGGUGGAUUCACCUGAACUGUGCUCUUUGGUGUUACGAGAUCUACGAGUCGGUGAGUGGCUCCCUACACAAAGUGGACGAGUGCAUUGAUCGCGCUCUGAAGACGGUUUGCUCACACUGCGGAAAGUUCGGUGCGGGUCUGCCUUGCUACAACCCACGAUGCUCUCUUGUGUACCACGUGCCGUGCGCCAUUGAUGCUGGUUGUAUGUUUUUUACAGACCGUGGAAUGUACUGCCCCAAUCACCAACCCCGCGAUCCUCAUCCUAUGCAGCUGACUUCGUUAACGGUGAGCAGAAAGGUGUAUCUUACUCGGGACGAGGGCGCCCAGGUUGCCAGUGUGAUACAAGACGAGGCACGCUCCCGCCGGGUUCGCAUUGGUAGCGUAAUUUUGCACAAUGUUGGGCAGCUACUGCCGCACCAAAUCGAGAACGAGAAUUUCCACAGCCGGAAGUACAUCUACCCUGUGAACUUCCUUUCCACACGAAUUUAUUGGUCGAUGCGCCGUCCUGGUCAGCGCGCACUUUACCACUGUGAGAUCAAGGAGUCCAAUGGUCGGCCUUUAUUUCAAGUCACUUCUGUCGACAAGGGUCUUCCGGAUGUUGUGCUUCAGAAUGAAGAUUGUAACGAAUUAUGGAAAGAAAUUUCCAGGACGAUUCGGCAACUUCGCCAAGCCAAUGGUCUUAUCCAAAACUUUCCUGAUCGGCUUCGGGGAGAAGAUAUGUUUGGUCUGUCGGAGCCACAGAUUGUGCGGGCAGUUGAGUCGCUGCCGGGUGUAGACAACCUAGUCGACUACGCCUUCCAUUUUGGCCGCCUGCAACUUAUUCCAGGAAUGCCACUCGCCAUCAAUCCUUCGGGGUGCGCUCGUUCAGAACCCAACUUUCUCACCUACCUCCGACGCAAGCGGGCGUUUGUUAGUCCCCACGAGAAAUCUCCCACAAAGUCAGCAUGUCGCCAAUUCAGGAGUUACGGCCGCCAACCUACUGGAAUAUCUACUGCAUGCGAACUCCAGUCGUGGAAUCGUCUGUCCAUGGAUCUUGGAGUACCGAAGAAUUCUAGCUUUACCAGCUGGUCGCAUCAGUAUCGACACUUGAAGAGAGAAUUUCAAAGCAAUGUUGCUUUUGGUCGGUCGCGUAUACAAGGCUUCGGGCUGUUUGCUGCGCAUGAUUUGGAGCAGAACACGAUCGUUAUCGAAUACAUCGGUGAGCUUAUCCGACUUGAGUUGGCGAACAAGAGAGAGAAGGAGUAUGAGUCGCGAAAUCGGGGCAUAUAUAUGUUCAGGCUCGAAGACAACAUGGUAAUCGACGCAACCAUGUGUGGGGGUCCAGCGCGCUACAUCAACCACUCGUGCCAACCAAAUUGUUUCACAAAAUAUGUGAAUUUUGAUAACGAAGGGCAUAUUGUGAUAGUCACUAAGAGGAAAAUCGAGAAAGGCGAAGAGUUGACCUAUGACUACCAGUUUGACCUUGAGGAUCGGCCAAGCAAAAUCCCCUGUCUCUGUGGGGCAGUUGGCUGUCGAAAGUGGAUGAACUGA